AUGGCUGAAGGCACUUCAGUUAAGGAGUAUUGUCUUAAGAUGAUCUCUAAUCUGAAUACACUGGAAGUUUUAGAUGCCGAUAUUGAUGGAGAAUCCCAAGUGGAUAUGAUCCUCCAGUCACUACCAGAAUCAUUAAAGGAAUUUAGACUUAAUUACACUAUGAACAAAAAGAUUUAUUCAUUGUCUGAAUUAAUGAAUGAAUUGGUAGCAGCGAAAGGCAUUCUUGGUACAUCUAGUGUUGAUGCUAAUAUGGCUAAAGCUUCUACUUCUCAACUUAAGUCGAAAGGCAAGAGUAAAAAGAAGAAGAAGAAGAAGGACUUCACCAAGCAAGAUGGUAAACAAAUGGCCUUAGGAGUUGCCAACAAGGGAAAGAAAAAGGAGUACGCCAAAGGAAAGUGUUUCCAUUGUGGUGAGAAAGGGGUUCUAGGAGACCAGAAAGCUGAAUAA
Quercus lobata is the source of this 447-nucleotide messenger RNA. RefSeq lists its product as uncharacterized. NCBI's taxonomy places the organism in Eukaryota, Viridiplantae, Streptophyta, Magnoliopsida, Fagales, Fagaceae. The coding region runs from base 1 to 447 and encodes 148 amino acids. The record is from RefSeq and is a predicted model, not a curated record. The transcript has 2 exons.